AUGCUGCUCGUCCCACCUCUCUCAAUAUUACCAGGGGGCAGCUGUUCCUGCGCUAUCCAAAAAGCGGGCCCUUGCAAACAGCACAUCAUGACUGACUGGGUCAUCGAGGUCUGGACGCCCUCCGCGAUGUGUAAGCUCAGGGCGAUUUGUCCCACCGCAGACCGGAAAUUACCGUUGAGGCCGGCCAUGCACGUCAAUCAGACCAUACUGGGCAGGGUACACCAUUCCGGUGGGAUGGCUUGGGAACCCACCAUCCGGGUUACUUUCCAAGGAACAACCAGGUGUCACGGCGAUCCAAUGGAUGAAGCACCGCCGGCCAGUGACGCAUGCGGAAAAGAGGUCCAACCGCCGAGGCCAGAAGGAAGCGCCGACACGAACAUGACUUUGUCAUCAGAAGGACACGGCAUUUCCCAACCACCAUCUUAUCCUAUACAUCCAUCAGGCUUGUCUGAUUGGCAUCGGACACAUCCACCUGAUUGA
Aspergillus welwitschiae is the source of this 480-nucleotide messenger RNA. RefSeq lists its product as uncharacterized. The record is from RefSeq and is a predicted model, not a curated record. The transcript is spliced from 2 exons. The coding region runs from base 1 to 480 and encodes 159 amino acids. NCBI's taxonomy places the organism in Eukaryota, Fungi, Ascomycota, Eurotiomycetes, Eurotiales, Aspergillaceae.